ACAGUCCCGGCGCACGUUAGCCACCGCCACCCUCCUCCUCCUCCUCCCGUUUUAUAUUUCACAUUCCGGCGGCCGUACUAUAUAUGGAUGCGAGGAGGAUUGUGCUGGCGCUGGCCGCGGCGUGCAGGUUAAUGGUCGCGGUCGGGUUGACGCUAGACCCGACCCAGCUCUCCGACCUGUCCGUGCGCGGACGGCUCAGCGUCGAGCCGUCCGAGCUGGAAGCGGCUUCCGUCGACUUCGGGGGCAUGCAGAGGAAAGAGCCAAUGGCGGUCCUGCGUCCCGAGUCGGCGGAAGACGUGGCGCGGCUCGUCCGCGCCGCGUACGAGUCCGAGCACGGGUUCGCGGUGUCGGCUCGGGGGCACGGGCAUUCGAUCAACGGGCAGGCCGGGGUGAGGGACGGGGUGGUGGUGGAGAUGAGCGGCGGGGGCAGAAAGGGGGUGGGGGUGAGGGCGGAGAGGAUGUACGCGGAUGUGUGGGGCGGGGAGCUGUGGGUGGAUGUGCUGAGGUGCACGUUGGAGUAUGGACUCGCACCCAAAUCGUGGACCGAUUACUUGUACCUUUCGGUCGGGGGUACGCUCUCUAACGCGGGGAUCAGCGGACAAGCGUUCAAUCAUGGCCCUCAGAUUAGUAACGUCCACGAGCUUGACGUCGUCACUGGUAAAGGUGAAAUUGUAACAUGUUCACAAGACCAAAACUCUGAACUGUUCCAUGCAACUCUGGGCGGUUUAGGUCAGUUUGGAAUUAUCACAAGGGCUCGCAUUGCACUUGAACCUGCCCCUCAAAGGGUGAGGUGGAUUCGGGUGCUGUAUUCGGAUUUCGGGUCAUUUCAGGAUGACCAAGAAUAUCUCAUAUCUCUGCAUGGAAAACCAGCCGCCGAAAAGUUCGAUUACGUCGAAGGUUUCGUUAUAGUAGAUGAAGGCCUCAUUAACAACUGGAGAUCUUCCUUCUUCUCUUCCCACAACCCUGUCAAGUUCUCCUCCGUCGUUAAACCCGAGGGAGGCGUCUUGUACUGUCUCGAGAUCACUAAGAACUACGACCUCUCUACCGCCGACACCGUCGACCAGGAAAUCGAGGUGUUGAUGAAGAAGUUGAGUUUCAUACAAAACUCCGUGUUCACGACGGACCUGUCGUACGUGGACUUUCUCGACCGGGUCCACAAGGCGGAGGUGAAGCUGCGGGCCAAGGGGCUGUGGGAGGUGCCGCACCCAUGGCUGAACCUCUUCGUGCCCAAAUCAAGAAUAGAGGAGUUUGACAAAGGGGUGUUCAAGGGCAUUUUGGGGAACAAGAAUAAGACAAGUGGGCCCAUCCUCAUAUACCCCAUGAACAAGAACAAAUGGGACGAGAGGACAUCGGCGGUGACGCCGGACGAGGAGGUGUUUUACCUGGUGGCGUUUCUGAGGUCUGCGGUGGACGACGAGACCUUAGAAAGCCUGAGGAACCAAAACCAACAAAUCCUGAAAUUCUGCGAAGAGACUGAAAUGGACAUCAAGCAAUACCUCCCUCACUACACCACACAGCAAGAAUGGAAAGGGCAUUUUGGGGAUGAGAAAUGGGAGAGGUUUUACCAGAGGAAAUUACAGUUUGAUCCCAAGAAUAUUUUGGCCACUGGACAGCUCAUUUUCAGCCCAUCUUUUAACACCAUGAAAGCUUCAUGGUGAUAAUUAAUUAAUUAAUAACCCCAGCCAAAAGUUAUUAUUAUAUGUACAUAAUUUAUUAAGCCACGGGGGUAUAUAUGGUAGACAAGGGAAAGUGCUAGGACUGAUAUGUUUUUUUUUGGAGUGUAACAAAGGAUGGUUCAGUUG
Cuscuta campestris is the source of this 1802-nucleotide messenger RNA. Lineage: Eukaryota; Viridiplantae; Streptophyta; Magnoliopsida; Solanales; Convolvulaceae. The record is from the annotation of a GenBank genome assembly.